Drosophila eugracilis is the source of this 540-nucleotide messenger RNA. RefSeq lists its product as uncharacterized. The record is from RefSeq and is a predicted model, not a curated record. The coding region runs from base 1 to 540 and encodes 179 amino acids. The transcript has 4 exons. NCBI's taxonomy places the organism in Eukaryota, Metazoa, Arthropoda, Insecta, Diptera, Drosophilidae.
AUGGAUGGAAAAAUACAUUUUCUCGUCGUUUUCCUAGUGAAUUUGCAUUUGAUCAGACAGGUUCAUUCUCUAGUUGAGUUCACCAACAUCAAAUGCGAAGUAGUGGACCCCGAGUUCUGCAACUUUGAAUAUUGCUAUCUGAAGUCGGUGAAUCGGACCUACAAAUAUUGUACGCUAAAAGUGAAUCUCCUUAAAAUCCCGGUAACCAAAAUUAAGGUUAACGCUGCCAUUUAUAAGUUCGCCAAUGGCCAUAGGUCCCAUCUUUACAAUUUAACUGUUGAUGCCUGCAAGUUCCUAAGAAAUCCAACCUCAAAUCCACUUGCUGCCUACAUCUAUGACUACUUUAAGGAUAAUUCUAACAUGAACCACACUUGCCCUUACGACCAUGACCUUGAGGUGGAUAAAAUAACAACUCAGUUUUUCAAUCACCGAAUGACCAAUGUUUUGCCUUUUGCGGAGGGAAAGUACUUGUUCCAAAUGAACUGGAUGGCCUAUGACAUUAUCCGAGCUGUGUUUAAGAUAUACGUCUCAAUGACUUGA